Fusarium coffeatum is the source of this 1323-nucleotide messenger RNA. RefSeq lists its product as uncharacterized. Gene Ontology annotation, molecular function: catalytic activity. The record is from RefSeq and is a predicted model, not a curated record. The transcript is spliced from 5 exons. Lineage: Eukaryota; Fungi; Ascomycota; Sordariomycetes; Hypocreales; Nectriaceae. Bases 1 to 1323 code for a protein of 440 amino acids.
AUGAGUCUGUCCUUUGCUUUACGGACUCUAAGGUCCAAGCCUACCCCCAUCAAUGGCUAUGCUCGCGGCCUACGUCGGUAUUCCAGUGCUGUAGGAACCGGACUUCCGCUUGAGGGCAUUCGCGUACUGGACAUGACCAGAGUCCUAGCAGGACCAUAUUGUACUCAGAUUUUGGGCGAUCUUGGCGCUGAGGUGAUCAAAAUCGAGCAUCCUACUCGAGGUGAUGAUACACGAGCAUGGGGACCUCCGUAUGCAAAGUACAAGGAAGGAUCGUCAGCCGCAGGGCCCGGAGAGUCGGCAUACUUCAUAGGAGCAAACCGAAACAAGAAGUCACUUGGUCUGUCUUUCCAGCAUAAGGAGGGCGUCGAUAUUCUUCACAAGCUUGCGGCAAAAUGCGACGUAUUGGUCGAAAACUAUCUCCCAGGGACACUCAAGAAGUAUAACAUGGACUAUGAAACUCUCCGAAAGAUUAACCCGGGUCUUAUAUAUGCCUCCAUCACCGGAUACGGCCAGACAGGGCCAUACUCAACCCGUGCAGGCUACGAUGUCAUGGUGGAAGCAGAAUUUGGAUUGAUGCAUAUCACUGGAGAGAGAGAUGGCCCCCCAGUAAAGGUUGGUGUCGCAGUGACAGACUUGACGACUGGUCUGUAUACCAGUAACAGCGUUAUGGCGGCUCUUCUCGGUAGGGCCAAGUCUGGAAAGGGUCAGCAUAUUGAUGUCGCGUUAAGUGAUUGCCAAACAGCAACAUUAGCAAACAUCGCCAGUAGCUGUUUGAUCAGUGGAAAGAAGGAUUCUGGGCGCUGGGGAACAGCUCAUCCUUCUAUCGUGCCGUACAAAUCAUUUGAAACCAAAGACGGAGGCAUUCUCUUUGGUGGAGGUAACGACCGUCUUUUUGGCGUUCUUUGCGAUGGUCUAGGCCAGCCCCAGUGGAAAGACGAUGCACGCUACAAAACCAACGCCGAUAGAGUCACGCAUCGCAACGAUCUAGAAGCCAAGAUCGAGGCAAUCACCAAACUCAAGACAACACAAGAGUGGCUUGAGGUUUUCGAGGGCAAGGGUCUGCCUUAUGCCGCCAUCAACGAUGUCCAAGGAACGCUCAACCACGAACAUACAAAAGCUCGCAAUAUGGUGGUCGAAAUGGAACACGAAGAAUGUGGUCCUAUAAAGAUGGUUAAUACGCCCGUCAAGUUCUCGGAAACAUCUCCUUCUAUCCGCAGCGUGCCGCCAAUGUUGGGACAGCAUACAAAUGAAAUACUGCAAGAGCAUCUUGGGCUAAGUGAAGUCGACGUCACAACAUUAAGAGAAAAGGGUGCUAUUGGAUAG